CGUUUGUGUGUUUGUUGAAGGCCGCUUGUGGAUGAGCACGCAGCAGGGGAAGGAGGGCGUGAUUGCAGAUCUUCCGCAGACACUCACACCACUGUCCGAGGCGGGUAAGUAAGGAGGAACCAAGGGCUCACCACUCACUACACGCACGCGACAAGAGUCAUCCGUGACUUUAUGGAUGCUGCUGCUGUGCUGUGAUGUGCGUGCGCUCGCCUUGCUUCGCCGCGCUUGCAGGCCCUUUCCCAGCAUCGUUGCUUCAUCAGACCCAUCCAGAUGUUGCUCCGUCAGCACCGCCUCCGCUUCACGAGGGCAUGCCGGGUCAGUCAAUUAGCGAGCGACAGAAUCAGCCGCCACGAUAUGCAUAUCAAAAUGUAUCUAUCUCUCUCUCUCUGCUGUGGGCCAUGUGCGUCGCCUUGUGUGUAUUGCGGGCACUGAUUGCAGCAGCCACCCCUCCCCCCACUCGCCUUUUCCCUCCACCCUCUGCCCGCCCUCCGUCCCUGACCGAGCCGCCAGACACCGCUGCCAUGCCAUACGAGGCAGCAGCGCGCGCGUCUCGCGACCCACCGCCUUACGAGGCACACGGUGACCCCCUCUGCAGGGCCUCACCACAGCCCACACAGCAACCAACCUAUCCACCACCCUCGGCAUCAUCGGCAGCGACAGCAACAGGAGGAGGGAGAGCACCAGGGCCGAACUAUCGACCCCCGCCUCCCUCAGUGCACCAGCGGAUGACUCCCCCUCCCCCACCGCCACCGCCCCCACCGCCACCACCACCGUCGAUGCCCCUCCAGCAGAGAGAGCGAGGCGGUGCUGAGAGGGUCAGGGCCGGGAGGCCGCCGCGGACCGACCCGCUGCGGCAUCUGAACCAUAGGCGUGUAUACCACACUGCAGGUGGGCAGGCUGAGUUCGUUUGCCGUCGUAAGGUGCUGGACGAGCCCAACUGGGAGGGGUACUUCGAGUGCGAGUGGGAAUUCGUCUAUGUGCCGCCCGGUAGGCCUACCGCCAGGGAAAGGUGAAAGAAAGAAGGUAUCUGGCCAUCUGUGAAUGUCGACCGUUGUUGUGGUGGCGCGUGCAUUGCAUUGUAUGUUUGAACAGAUUUCAAGAUAGUGUGGAGUGCGGGUGACGAUCCGAUGGAGUAUCGGCUGGUGCUCAGGGACGAGAUCAACCAACGCAUGAGCCAACUGGAUGACAGAAUACAGAAGCUGCAGGUAAGCAGAGCAGACCGGACAGACAGGCCUCAGAGAGCACUCUACUCACAUGCCAUGACCCUUUCCUUGUGUUGGUUUGCAGAAGAAAAACGACGCCCUGACAGAGGAGGUGAAGCGGCUGCGUGAGACGGCCGCGCCAACCCCUCCGCCGCCCGAAGACCACCCGGCCAUCGAGUACUGGCGGACCAGAUACCUCGCACUCGCCAAUGCCGUCAGGCUCGGUGCAGUACAGCCCGGAGACGCAGCGGCACACGCCCAAAUGGUGAACAAGGAGACCAAAGACACACAGAAAAGGUCGUCACUCACUGUGAUGUUAUGCUUGUGUGUAUGUGGGUGACUCUCUGUUGUUUGCAGCCGCCUGCUGUGCCGCCUCACCGCGCGCCACCCCCGUUGAUGCGGCCACCUGGGAUCGACCAGCCCCCACAGCACCCACUGAGGCCCUCGGCCGCUCCGCAGACACAGACGCCCGAGAUGGAGAGGCUGGGUGUCCAGACGCAGUUGCAGGGGAGCUGGCAAGGGCCCCCUCCGUCUGACCUGCCGUCGUCUCCAUUCACUCUCAAGGAGAGGGCGCUGCAACACCAGCACCAUCAGCUGCAGCAGAUGCCCGCGUACCCUGUGUCAGCAGAGGCCCAGCAGCAGCAGCAGCAGGUCCCACCCGGCUUUGCGCAGGAGGCUGCUCAGGGCUGGUUGGGGGGUAGUGGUGCGCCAGGGCCACUACCACCAGCAGCAGCAGCAGCGGCAGCAGCAACAGGAUCUGCUUCAGGUGGUGCAGCGACAGGUGGCGGUGGGGUGUCGACUAAGUAUGGCGGGCAGCUGGCUGUGUGCGUGGGGGCCUUCGAUGCUGUCGAAGACACAGAACUCAGACUCAGAGAAGGUCAGUCAGUGAGUGAGGCUAGUGAGAGCAGGGCAAGACAGCGGGCCGGGCCGACGUGUAUGUGUAUGUGUAUGUGUAUGUCUGCAUGUGUUCUCUGUCCCCUUAGGUGACAUAGUGGAGGUGUUGUCAUCCCAUCCCCGGGGAUGGAGCUGGGGGCGACUCGUCUCAUCAGGGUGAGGGACGGAGGGAGGGAGGGAGGGAGAAUACAUUCUUUGGGCGAAUUCAAGGAUGGCUCUCUGUCUGUCUGAUGGAUGGAUGUCAGUGUGGUUGGCGGCGAAGGCGGCGGCCCGUCAUUCGGUUGGUUUCCCGCAGAGCUGCUGCGGCCCUAUCAUGAAGCCCAGGCUGGUGGUGCAGCUGCUGGGAGGGGGGAGGGGUAGCGUAGGUUAGGGUAGGGUAGCUAGUGCCAUGUGUGGUGUGGUGUGCCUGCGGGGUGGGAUGGGAAGAAUGCGUGUAUAUGGGUGGGCAACGGGUGGAUGUGAGUGGGUGGGUGCACUGGGGCGGGGGGCGCCUGUCUGUCUGACUGUCUGUCUGUCUGUCUGUCGUCCGCCUGCCUGUCUGUGCGCGCGAGAAAGAUGGUGUGAGCCAUUUCCGUCUUCACAUGCCUGUCGGUCUGUGUGUGUGUCUUUAUUACGUUUAUUGCCUUUUGUGUGUCUUUUGUUGUGUUGUCUGUGUUCGGCGUCCGCUUUCUCGGUUGCUCACUCACUUGUAAUCUCUUUCAACCAACCAACCAACCAACCAGCCAGUCGCUUGCUUGCACAGCUUUAUCACACUGCCAUAAAGUGUGUGUGCAUGGGUGGGGGAUUUGUUGCUCGUGUGUCGCCUUACACCGCAUCAGUGCGUGAGAGAGUCAGUGAGUCAGUGAGCGAGAGACUGCAACAAUGGCGCGCAUGCGUGUCUCUGUCUGUCUGUCUGUAUGUGGUGGGUGGGUCAUUAUGUGUGCCGAUGAGUUUAUUGACAGGGGCCCUUCCAGGCACUGGCAUACAGACAGACAGACAGACAGACAUGAUUGCCCCCGUGUCUUGUCGUUUCUCGUCCUACUCACCUGUUGUUCCUUUUGUCAACCGACCAGUCGCUCGCUCGCUCGCUCGCCCCCUCGGGCAGCGAUUGUCGUCCUUCUUUCUUGCCCUAGUCGCGAUGUCGCACGUGUUUUGUUGCACUUAAGCACCUCACUUAGUGACAGUGGUCCCACGCCCAGAGAGAGACAGUGAGAGAGAGAGCGUCAGAAAGCGUCAAAAGACAGUGUCACUCUGGUCGAGUCGUGCUUAGCCCUCUCUGCCUGCCUGCCUGCCUGCCUCUCCCUCCUCCCCUCUCUGCCCUUUUCCUGAAUGAAUGCAUGAAUGCACCCAUGGCAUAUGAUAAUGGAUGGGCCACGUUUAGUAGUGAGUGAGUGAAUGAUGCCAAACGACCCGACCCCCCUCCCGCACCCAUACGUCUGUCUGUCUGUCUGUCUCGUGUCACGCUGCCCUGGCCUCGUAUUUUUGGAUUCCUCUUUCCACACAAUCUAUCUCUUGCCUUUCUAUCUAUCUGCCUGUUUGCCUGACUGCCCGUCUGCCUGUCGACGAUCCGCCGAGCGCUCGUGAGCAAAGCAGCCAAGGAGAAAGACGAGAAGGACAAAGGAAAGGGCCCGUCCGCUCGUCCGCUGGCUGAUUUCAACCCCUCUCAUCUCUUGUCGCCCCUUGAUUGAUUGAGGCGGGUAUUUUUUAACACAUACCAUACGUACACACAUAUGUACGCACGAGAUGACAAUGAAUGGUGCGUUUAGACGUACGUACGUACGCGCAUCGCAUAGGUGGGGCGGGUGUGUGUGAUGGCCGCACUUAUGCGCCAGGUUUUGAGUGAGUGACUGAGUGAGUGAAUGAGUGAAUGGUUCAUAUGGGCAGACGGGGGUGGGGGGCAGGCAGCCAGGGAGGGAGGGAGGGAGGGGGGAAGGGAGGGGCCUGGAUGUGGGAUUCGUGUCCGUGCCGUCGAUGUAUCUGCUGCAUGUGGUCGAUUGUUUUAUAAUUCUUACAAUGACUCGUGGGGUUCAUGUGGCUGUGCACGUAAGCGUGUCUGAAUGUUUUAUAAUUCCUACGACUCACUGACUGACCACCUGCAUGGCAUGGCGUCGUGGCGCUCUCUCCCGUAGAGCGCUUUCGUGUG
Messenger RNA from Vitrella brassicaformis, 4218 nucleotides. NCBI's taxonomy places the organism in Eukaryota, Vitrellaceae. The record is from the annotation of a GenBank genome assembly.